This is a messenger RNA of Poecilia reticulata (guppy), 1726 nucleotides long. NCBI's taxonomy places the organism in Eukaryota, Metazoa, Chordata, Actinopteri, Cyprinodontiformes, Poeciliidae. The record is from RefSeq and is a predicted model, not a curated record.
GUCGCAUCAUCUGUUCUUUUCCCAGACAAACUCGCUACAAGAACUUCACAACAUGCAAAGGGUAAAGUGCUGGGGCCUGUGGUGGAUGAUCUUCCUGUCCAUGCUUUCACUCGGAGAAGAAUUUAACAUUUAUGAAAUACCUGGAUUAAAAAAUGGACUAUGCAAUCAAAUUACAGGAGUCACAUCUUUAUCCCUACCACCAUUGUACAGGAAUGUUGGGGAAUGUGAAGCUUCUUCAAGCAGCCUUCUGGAAAAUAUUACCAAAUGUUACAUGGAAAAUUUAAUCAACAUUUUGAAGAAAUUAAGAAGUCAUGGUGAAACUGUGGAAACAUUUAAAAUCCUGGAGAAAAUUUUGGAGGAAACAGAGGUGACUACAGCAACACUCAACCAAAUGUGUCAACAAAGUCACCAAAACAUUUUGGCUUUCCGACAAAAGCCCACCAUUCCUUUCAAUAGUCUUGCCAUUUCUGUCAAUGACUGUAAGGUGACAUCAGGUACGAUCAAUCCAGACAGUUUGGUGAGCGUUUGUCUGCCUAAAGAGUUGAAUCUUGGUGCGGAAAAUACAAUUGUGUUCUCCAUGAUUCAGCUUCCUAAAGAGGCGGCUUUGGAGCUCUUAGAUAAACUGUAUGAUCGUCGACUGAUUGGCCUGAGCGUGCGCUGCAAGACCAUUUCAGGACUUCAAGAACGAGUCAACGUCACCAUAAAAUUAACAACAAGCAUAAAUGAAACCCUGAGGCCAGAGUGUGUGUUCUUAAAUACUACAACACAAAAGUUUAGUGUGGAUGGAUGUUUUACCCUGUGGGAUCGUAAUCACAGUCAUGUCACCUGUUCCUGUGACCAUCUCACAUACUUUGGCGUGCUUUUGGUGUCUGCAGACCUCUCACCCAAAGAUGCUGAGAUCCUGUCUUGCAUCACUUACAUCGGCUGUGGUAUCUCUCUGUUUGCUCUCGUCAUCACUGUUUUGCUGUUCACAGUCAACAGAAAACUCAGAGCAGAUGAUUCCAAGAAGAUCCACAUCAGCCUGGCAGUCGCUCUGAUCCUCCUCAACGUUCACUUCCUCCCCAGCCAGGCGGCGGCAGCUUCGUCCUCCACUGAGCUUUGUCUCUAUGUGGCUCUUCUUCUUCACUACUCCCUGCUGGCCUCUUUCACCUGGAUGACCUUGGAGGGCUUCCACCUCUACCUUCUUCUGGUCAAAGUCUUCAAUAUCUAUGUGAGGCGGUACCUGCUGAAACUCAGCGUGGUGGGAUGGGGUCUUCCAGCGGUCAUUGUGUCAGUGGUGGUGAUCGUCGACAGAAACACAUAUGGUCGUACCUCUCUAAACUUGUCCAACCCCAACGGAACAACAGUAUGCUACAUAACUGAAGACAAAGUGAAGAUGGGGACCACACUUGGACUAUUCAGUUUGAUGUGCCUGUUCAAUCUGAUAAUGUUUGGAAUCACAGUGAAAUAUUUUGUGGACUCCCACAUGAGCAAAGAGCGCGGAUGGAGCGGCCUUAAAAACGCCAAGCGAGAAAUAGUCACAGUGCUGUUGCUUCUGGUUCUGCUGGGCCUCCCCUGGGGAGUGAUCUUCUUCUCGUUUGGUAACCUGACCACUCCUGCACUCUACGCCUUCUGCAUCCUAAACCCUCUGCAAGGUUUCUUCAUCUUCAUUUAUUUUGUGUUGUCUUUGAAAAAGACCAAAGACACGAGCUCUGAAAAACCUGAAAUCCACCAAAUAUCUGGAUGA